Messenger RNA from Coprinopsis cinerea okayama7#130, 522 nucleotides. RefSeq lists its product as hypothetical. Lineage: Eukaryota; Fungi; Basidiomycota; Agaricomycetes; Agaricales; Psathyrellaceae. Bases 1 to 522 code for a protein of 173 amino acids. The record is from RefSeq and is a predicted model, not a curated record. The transcript has 3 exons.
AUGAUGCGAACUCUCUUCUACCUGGCCCUCGCGCUUACCCUAUCGCUCGCUCUCCCCCAGAGGGCGAAGAAUUUCGUGGAGGAAUGCCCGGAGAUUGUUCCUGGGCCUGGCCUCCCGAGUCUUGCAUCUCUCAAUCUUACUUCAGCAGAUUUGUGCAAGCCGCCCCAGGAAUUCAUGAUGGCGCGAUACGGGCGUGUCGACCCUCUAUUCGAGUCCAAGGAAAAGGAUCCUAGACAAGUCAACAACUGGUGCGGAAGCGCCUUCAUCUCCCUAUCGAAGUCACAAUACUGCUACAACUAUCUCUACGCUCUCGGAAACACCGCCUGCGUCGUCCCAAUGUGGACAAGGACGAGGUUCUGCCACACUACGGGGAAUGGGAAUGAAGUCGCAUGGUAUGGGAACACUGUUGAUGGAACACAAUCCCAGUCGUCAUGUCGGGAUGUUGCCUUGGGCGGACGACAGGUCCUUGAUAACUGCGUACUGCACAACACGCCACUAGGCGCGAUGCACAGAGAAGGUUAG